Molecule: messenger RNA, 393 nt
Organism: Knipowitschia caucasica
Lineage: Eukaryota; Metazoa; Chordata; Actinopteri; Gobiiformes; Gobiidae
Source: the annotation of a GenBank genome assembly
AUGGAGCUGUCUGUGCUCUGCCUCCUGACGCUGGCCCUCGCCUUUGUGCCUCAGCUCUCAGCGACAGUAGUGAAACAGGGAUGCCCUGCUGCUGGCUUCAAUUCAAACAAUGUUCCGUUUUGUACUCAGUCCAACCAAAUCAAGUGCAAUAUUGAGGAUGACGACUGUGAAGGCGGCCUGAAAUGCUGCUUCAACGGCUGCGAUAACAUCUGCAGGAAGCCACUGAGAGAAAAAAUUAAUAAGAUCUGCCCUGAGCCGACCCCUCAUCUCCAAGCAUGUGCUGAUAAAUGUAAUGAUCACAACCAGUGUGAAGACUAUCUCAUGUGCUGCUUCAGCGGCUGUGGGCUGGAGUGCAUGGAACCUGAUGACCCCUCGGCCAAACCAGGAAAAUAA